Molecule: messenger RNA, 1280 nt
Organism: Exaiptasia diaphana
Lineage: Eukaryota; Metazoa; Cnidaria; Anthozoa; Actiniaria; Aiptasiidae
Product: potassium voltage-gated channel subfamily A member 10-like
Exons: 2
Coding region: 1-1227 (408 amino acids)
Biological process (GO): protein homooligomerization; potassium ion transmembrane transport
Cellular component (GO): voltage-gated potassium channel complex; membrane
Molecular function (GO): delayed rectifier potassium channel activity; protein binding
Source: RefSeq, a predicted model, not a curated record
AUGUCUGAAACAAAAGAGAAAUGCACCAAAUCAAAGCAAAGAAUGACUGACCGAAUAACGCUUAAUGUCAGUGGAGCAGUGUUUGAAGUAAAGCUGGAAAUUCUACAACGAUUUCCGAAAACUCUUCUCGGUUGCCAUUACAAACGGACCCAGUACUACGAUCGUGUACGAAAUGAAUACUUCUUCGACCGCCACCGUCAAGCCUUUGAAGCAAUAUUAUUUUAUUAUCAAAGUAAUGGACGAUUGCUUUGCCCAGAGAAUGUUCCUGAUAAAGUAUUUGAUGAGGAGAUGGAAUUUUUCCAGAUACCAAAAGAGAAUGACAAAAAUAAUGCAGGUUCGAUCAAGUUUCAAGCUUUUAUGAUGAACCAGCAAAAUCCUUCAAGAUUAACGACGCCUUGGCAGCGAAAAUUAUGGGAAUUCUGUGAAACGCCUGAUGCUUCAAGAAUAUCUCGUUGGAUUGCGACAUUCUCUCAACUCGUGAUAUACAUGUCUGUGACUGCAUCGUGUUUGGAAACAAUCAAAUCUAUAAAUUCUGUACAUACCAGUGAUUUGGAGGGCAGCGCCYCCAUCGUCAACCACGUGUUUCCAAAUAAUUUUUGGUUUAAUUUCGAUAUCGCAUGUUUUGCUUGGUUUACGUUGGAAUGCGCGAUUCGUUUCUUGGCAUURCCAAACAAACUUGAGUAUUUUUUAACUCUGGCAAACUGUAUUGAUGUUUUGACUGUUUUUAUUUUUUAUAGCUUUCUAAUAGUGAAAGUUACCUCUCCAAACGCUGCUAUGCCUCUGAGAGUCUUACGUUUUUUAACAAUGAUUCGUUUAUUUAAACUGUUCCGCUAUUCAAAGAGGAUGAAAAUAUUUGUCCUGACUCUUGCCAGUGGAAUACGAGAGCUCUGUAUGCUCAUGAUUUUUUGCAUUAUGAUUUUGGUUAUAAGUUCUAGUGCGGUGUUUUUCGCCGAAUAUGAUGUUGAAAAUACUCAGUUUAAAAGCAUUCCUGACGCUUUUUGGUGGUCUAUUAUAACUAUCACAACAAUAGGUUAUGGAGAUAAAGUUCCCGUUUCUACUAGCGGGAAGAUCAUAGCAAGUGCUUGUGCGGUAUUCGGGGCGCUCAUCAUAGCUCUACCAUUGUUUAGAUUCGCCGCUCAUUUCCGAAGAAAACUGGACUACCUUUCGAACAAGACGUAUAUCUCAUACAAACCAAAGACUGGCAAAAACGCUUACGACCAUUUCUAGGUCACUUWAAAAUGUUACUUUCCUCAAAAGGAAAAUAAAACCUUUAUUCUUUA